AUGUUGGAGUCUGACCUACCCUCGGCAGUGGGCGAGGAGAACUUGACGCACUGCCUGGAGCUGCGGGACCUCAAGGGCCGAGUGGGGGAAGGGGCUGGGAAUGGGAAUAAGGGGGAGAGGAAAGGGGGGCAUCAGGGGGAGGAGAUUGUGCACGGGGGUGAGGGAGGGAGUGACGUGGCUGUUAGAGGCAAUGGGAAGAGCCAACGAGCAGACCUCAUCAAGCAAAGGGCAGAUGCUGCUGCUGCCUUCUGA
Closterium sp. NIES-65 is the source of this 252-nucleotide messenger RNA. Lineage: Eukaryota; Viridiplantae; Streptophyta; Zygnematophyceae; Desmidiales; Closteriaceae. The record is from the annotation of a GenBank genome assembly.